Fusarium redolens is the source of this 819-nucleotide messenger RNA. RefSeq lists its product as uncharacterized. The record is from RefSeq and is a predicted model, not a curated record. The transcript is spliced from 4 exons. The annotation marks the transcript as partial. Lineage: Eukaryota; Fungi; Ascomycota; Sordariomycetes; Hypocreales; Nectriaceae.
AUGAGCAACUUUACGACAGAAGCAUUUACGUUGCUCGGUAUUGGCCUCGCAAUCAUUGGUUUGCGAUGGUACGUCCGUAUCUCAGCGGUGGGCAUUCGCGGAUUACAACCCGACGAUUAUCUGAUGGUCUUGGUAGUGGUCUCAUAUACUUUAGAGACCAUUCUUAGAUAUAAUGUCGGAGCGCGCUGGCAUGGUUUGGCAAACAAUGGUAUGACGAAUGAGCAAAGAGCAGCACUCGAUCCCGCGAGCGACGAAUACACAUGGAGAGUCAACGGAUCUAAGACUCAGCUUAUGGGAUGGGCUGCAUAUUCGUUCCUCCUGUGGUGUCUCAAGGCCGCCAUGUGCACGUUUUACCUGCGACUCACAGAUGGAUUGAAAAAGUCCAGGGUUCCUAUCUACGUGGGAUUUGUCCUCCUCAUCAUUACUUGGAUUACCAUCAUUUGCUGCGUCAUGUUGACUUGUCGACCAUUCCAUAAGAACUGGCAGAUUGAUCCUGAUCCGGGCAACUUUUGCCAGCCGGCGGUCUCCAGGGUCAACCUCUUCACCAUGGUCGUUUUUAAUAGUAUCACUGACCUGUAUCUGCUUUCGAUCCCGAUACCGAUGCUCUUGAUGGCUCAGAUUCGUCUCCACAAGAAGUUGGGACUAGUCCUGCUUUUUUCAGGUGGCAUUUUUACCACCACGGCUGGUAUCUUGCGAUGUGCUCUGAUCUUGACGAAUCCCAUUAAAGGCGCCCAAGAGUCAGGAAACUGGGCAUGUCGAGAAUCGUUCGUCGCCAUCGUCACCACUAACGUCCCAAUGAUAUUUCCACUUAUCCGACGG